Molecule: messenger RNA, 1076 nt
Organism: Pseudoliparis swirei
Lineage: Eukaryota; Metazoa; Chordata; Actinopteri; Perciformes; Liparidae
Gene: rangrf
Product: RAN guanine nucleotide release factor
Exons: 1
Coding region: 306-884 (192 amino acids)
Biological process (GO): regulation of membrane depolarization; protein import into nucleus; regulation of sodium ion transmembrane transporter activity
Cellular component (GO): nucleus
Molecular function (GO): small GTPase binding; sodium channel regulator activity; transmembrane transporter binding
Source: RefSeq, a predicted model, not a curated record
UUAAUAAUUUCACCACUGCCUGUGGUAUGCCUGCCUCGCCUGUAGGUGGCAGCAGUGCGCAUGCACUAGCGUGCCUCUGCUCCAAUGUAGUAGAAGAAGAAGAACAAACUUUUACCGGAAGAGUCCCUUCCUAACCGCUAGCUGCUGAGCUAUCUGCGUAUCACGCCUCAUUUACAGAUGUAUUAUUAUGUCUCCUGACUCAUUGUUAUCUUGUCAAGUAGCUGCCGGUGUUUCUAUGACUACGGGCAGUUAACAAACGGACGGGCUGCUUUUUGUCGCCCGGGUCCUCCGGAGCUCUCGGAGAGAUGCAGAGCGCCGCAGCCGGGUCCCGGCCCCUGUUCGGCGGCGCGCUGUCGGCCGUCUUCCCCCGCGGAGCCCAAGACGCCAGCGAGCUGAGGGAGAUCCCGGACAACCAGGAGGUGUUCGCCCACGAGCGCACCGACCAGAGCCUGAUCGUGGAGCUGGUCGAGUACCAGGCUCAGGUGGCGGACCGGGACGCCGCCCGGUAUCACUUCGAGGACAUCGCGGGCAGCAAUGAGGCUUCGGAGCCGGGCGCCGGGUUUGAAGUGACCGGCGUCGCGCGCAUGUGCGAGUCCGAGCUGUCCCUCGCGCACUGCGGCUCCGCCUGGACGCUGACCGGCACGCAGCGCGUGUCCAAGUUCAACGAGGAGGCGAGGAACACGGUGACCCUCCGGCUGGCCGUGUUCCGGCUGCCGCGGUUCUCCACCGACGUCCUGAUCACCUUCAACGACCCGCAGAGGAUCGACCCGGAGAGCAGCAGCGCCGCGGCGGCGGAGACGCGCUCCGGGGCCCGCUGGACGGAGCAGGACUUCCGGCGCUUGUUGCGGACUCUGACUCUGCACAACCCCGGGCUGUUCGGCUAGAACUACGACCGGGGGCCUGGUUGAGAACACGUUUUAGGACUGCUUUAAACAGCAGGUUGUUUUGGAUCGCCACCAGUAGUGGUUCCCCGCGCAUGCGCUGUUCUGCCCUUGAUGUUGUUCUGACAUCUAAAAAUUUAAUUGAUGACCAAACAUUUCACCGUUUCGUCUUAAUAAAAGUGUCCAAAUUGUAAA